Cucumis sativus (cucumber) is the source of this 1222-nucleotide messenger RNA. Its product is annotated as ribonuclease 3-like protein 2. NCBI's taxonomy places the organism in Eukaryota, Viridiplantae, Streptophyta, Magnoliopsida, Cucurbitales, Cucurbitaceae. The coding region runs from base 1 to 909 and encodes 302 amino acids. Gene Ontology annotation, cellular component: cytoplasm; nucleus. The transcript has 4 exons. Gene Ontology annotation, molecular function: ribonuclease III activity; RNA binding. Gene Ontology annotation, biological process: siRNA processing. The record is from RefSeq and is a predicted model, not a curated record.
AUGACACCAAUUGAGCGCAUACUAUCUUAUAAGUUUAAGAACAAGAAGCUGUUGGAAGAAGCCCUCACCCACUCCUCCUACCUCAACUCUCCCUCCUAUGACCGCCUCGAGUUCAUCGGAGAUUCAGCUAUUGGCCUCGCUAUUUCCACUUACUUUUUUCCCCUUUAUCCGGACCUCAAUCAAGGCCAACUCACUUUACUUAGUGCUGCUAACAGAGUUUGCCGAUGCCGUCGCUCUAGAAGACAACUCAAUUCCCUAUGGUGGUUGGUGAAGGCUCCUAAAGUUCUUGCUGACAUUGUGGAAUCUGUGGCUGGUGCUAUCUAUGUAGAUGUUGAGUUUGAUCUUCAAAAACUAUGGGCGAUUAUUAAGGAUUUUUUAAAGCCUAUCUAUACUCCUGAAGACUUAAAGGCAGAUCCCCAACCUGUAACUCUGCUCUUUGAAGAUUGCCAGAAAAAAGGGAAGCAGGUUCAUAUUGAGAAUCAGGAAAAGGGUUCCACGUACGUCGCGAAAGUCUAUGUUGACUGUAGGCCUGUUGCUUCUGGCUUUUCGAAGCAAAAACCAAUCGCAAGGCUUAAUGCUGCCCGAGAAGCUCUUAUCAUACUGUCGGAUUCUACGGAUACCAAAAUUAAAAGGGUUGUAACUAUUGAUGGUAUUGAUGGUUCGUUUGAAAUUGAAGGGGCAAAGCAGAAGCUACAUGAUUUUUGUUGCAGGAAAAAGUGGCAGAGUCCAAGUUACAGUAAAGAAGUUCUUGGACACCCACAUGGAAGAAGAUUUGUUUGCUGUGUUAAAAUUUCCACUUUUAAUGAUACGCACUCUAUAAUCGGAGAUGAGAAGUCAAGAGUAAAAGAGGCAGAGAACUCUGCAGCCUCUUUGAUGAUUCGUGAUUUACAGAAAAGAAAGUAUCUCUAAUUUCUAUAUUAUUCAAUUGGGCAGAAUCUAGCAUAACUGUAUAGUAAGUUUAUGCUUUCUGAUGCCCUCAUUUUCCUUGAAUAUCUUGGAGGUGGGUAUGUUGUAAACCAUGAUUCUACUUGCAUUUCUGAGUACAAGUUAUUGUAUCAAAAUAAGUAUUGGUUGCAAUGUAAAAUUCAAGGCAACCAGUUUAGGCUGUCAUGAUGUGUAAAUGUAAUCUAUAUUGUUUGAAAAUAGACAAAUUUUGGGAUGUUAUGAUCGAAUUGUACAAUUGUUCCAUAGUAGAAUUGUACAAUGUAAAAUUGUUGAUGCA